Molecule: messenger RNA, 438 nt
Organism: Neltuma alba
Lineage: Eukaryota; Viridiplantae; Streptophyta; Magnoliopsida; Fabales; Fabaceae
Product: PLAT domain-containing protein 1-like
Exons: 3
Coding region: 1-438 (145 amino acids)
Molecular function (GO): protein binding
Source: RefSeq, a predicted model, not a curated record
AUGGCUCUCAGAGUUAUUGCAUUGUCUUCUCUUGUCUUUCUUCUCUCGCUCAUCAGCUUCGCUGCAAUGGCUACAUCUGCGAAGUGUGCGUACGUUGUACGAGUGAAGACGGGAGAUGUCCAAGACGCAUCAACAGACUCCACCAUCAGCCUCAAAUUAAACACAUCUUCCGGCAAUGGAUUUUCCGUCGACAACCUCGAAGAUUGGGGCAUAAUGGAACCCGGUCACAACUACUUCGAGCAGGACAAACUCGACGUUUUCAGCGGCACCGGCCCUUGCCUCGAUCUUUGCGCCAUCACCGUCAUCUCCGAUGGCAGAGGGACAUACCCGGGUGUGAUAGUUCAAGAUGAAGCUCAACAGGUGAUAGCAAGUGCAGAGAGAAGCAUCUCUGUAGAAGGUGUUGCCAUGGCUGCUAGGGGCAGGGGUCAUGGGAGAUGA